Molecule: messenger RNA, 1429 nt
Organism: Rosa chinensis
Lineage: Eukaryota; Viridiplantae; Streptophyta; Magnoliopsida; Rosales; Rosaceae
Product: tRNA N(3)-methylcytidine methyltransferase METTL6
Exons: 7
Coding region: 270-1199 (309 amino acids)
Source: RefSeq, a predicted model, not a curated record
UAGAUAUAUCGGUGGUUUGGUACAUUAACAUUAAUGUAUUGUCGAUGAACUUAUAUUGUUAGUGAAAGGUCAUUUAUACCCUUCUCUAUUUACCUGACCACGUAAAAUCGCAAGGACAAAGUGGACAUUUCCGUCCCGUUUCUGCUCUUAAACCUCAAUUUGUUAAAGAAUGUGAGGGGAGAGAGAGCGACGCCGUUUCGCGCCAAACCCUAACCACUACCGGCGCAAAAGCGCGGGCUCUGUGUUCUCAAAUCGGUGAAGACGAGAAGAUGAAGAAAGCAGAAUACUUCAGCAAGGACUUUGACUGGGACGAGCUGAGAGUCGAGGUGGAAAACGACCCGUCGUUUAGCUACCAUUUGCUCCCAUUCCAACCUUCUCUUUCAGUUGCAGAACAAGGUGAAUCUCAACCGUGGAAUGACUUUCAUAACCGCCAUUCAUCUGGGAAGUUCUUCAAGGAAAGGCGAUAUUUGUUGCAAGAAUUCCCUGAACUAGUUAGCUGUGAGGAGAAUUCUAGGGUUUUGGAGGUGGGGUGUGGCAAUGGCAGCACUGUUCUUCCAAUGUUGAGGGGCAACGAGAAAGUCACGGUUUAUGCAUGUGAUUGGAGCACUGAGGCCCUUGAGAGGGCUAAGGAGACGAUUUAUGCUUCUAACAUUGUUUCUAUCGAGCAUCGUUUCCAUACGUUUUGUUGUGAUUUCUCUACCUCUGGGUUUCCAACAUGGUUGACCUACAAUCCUUGUCAAGCAAAUUUUGAACAAACUUCAGAUGGUAGAGGGAAUAGUGAGACCUGUCUUAAUGAUUCAAGUUCAUUGAAAGAAAGCAGACGUUGCAUUGGUGGGGUUGAUUUUGUUACCUUGAUAUUCACACUGUCGGCAUUAUCACUUCAGAGGAUGCCAAAGUCCAUCAAGGAGUGUUUUUCUGUUAUGAGACCUGGAGGCAUGCUUCUAUUUAGGGAUUAUGGCCUUUAUGACAUGAGCAUGCUUCGGUUUGAGAUGGACAAAAGAGUGGGAUUCAGGGAGUAUAUGCGAUCAGAUGGAACUCGUUCUUAUUUCUUCUCAUUGGAUACUGUAAGGGAUCUAUUUAUGGGAGCAGGCUUUAUUGAGCUUGAGCUUGAAUACUGCUGUGUUAAGUCGCUCAAUCGUCGAAAUGGGAAGAGCAUGCGAAGGGUGUGGGUUCACGGAAAGUUCCAAAAGCCUGUAUGAACUGUUAAACGUAUUGCUGAGAUGCCCCUGGAAGAAUUAUGCAUGCUUGAUGCUUGGUCUAAAAUGUACUUUCCUGUGGAUAACAAUUUCAUGGAUCUGCAUAUGGUAAUUGGUAAAGGUGCACAGACUUGGUUCUCGAUUAAUUAUCUGAGCAGAAGCUGUUAGAUCAAAUGCUAGAAUUUAACGUAAAAGAUCAGAAUCUUUUGCCUAAUGAAAUCAUUGUUGAGUGA